This is a messenger RNA of Racocetra fulgida, 761 nucleotides long. Lineage: Eukaryota; Fungi; Glomeromycota; Glomeromycetes; Diversisporales; Gigasporaceae. The record is from the annotation of a GenBank genome assembly.
AUGAUUCCUAAUAAAAAACAAAAAAAUCAAGAACUCCCAAAAAAUUUGAAAAGAUUACAAAAACUAAAUGAUAAUUAUGCUUUCCAAUCUUUUGAACCUAUUGAGUCUUUCAAUGAAAAUACUGAAACUACAUCUGAAAAUGAAGAGUAUAUAUCAGAUCUAGCUAGUGAAGUUUGGAAUUAUUUUCGCCUUUUAGAGCAUAUAGAAACAGGAAAUCAUGUUGGAUCAACAGGAAAUAUGUGGGACCAUCUUUCUAGCGUACAUGGAAUUACUAAAGAAAAUAGUUUAAAAUCAAAAGACCAGUUAAAAAUAGAUACUAUAUUUAAAACUACAACUAGUAAUUUAAAGCGCAAACAAAAUCAAACCCAUUCUUUAGUCGAAUGGAUUAUUGAUAGUGCGCAACCAUUAUAUAUUUUAGAAUCACAAAAAUUUAAAGCAUUUAUUGCCACUUUAGAUCCUUAUUAUGAAUUACCCACCCAUUUAUAUGAUGAAGGUUGCCAAUUUUAUAAUACACCAAAUUUGGUUAACUUAGAAAACUUAGAAACGGUCUUUGAUAAUGAGAUUGAAUAUGAAGAUGUUGAAGAGCAUUCUCAACAAACUCCACUAACAAAUUUAACAGAUAUUGUUGAACCAUAUAACUUAGAUAAUGAAUUAUCUACCAAAUCUCUCAAAAAAAAAUUUUGUUCGCUUUCUCAAAAUAAUGAAGUUGAAAAUUAUCUUCAACUUAAUGAGAUUGAUUUAGAAUCAGAUGCUUGCACUUG